AUGACUUUUGUUUGCUCUGCGUGUUGGAGAUCCUUCAAACAGCUAGGACAUCUUAUACAGCAUGAAGAUAAAACUGGUAAUCAUGCUUGCAAGGAAGCUGGAAAAGCACGGGUAGAGAUUCUUCAGCGCAACAGUACUAGAUCUCCCCGUCGCAGCUACCGUAGACCUCACCAUCAAUCAGAUUCACCCCAGCAAUCUCAUCAUGACCGAUCCCAGUCACUCGAUACUCAUUCAUCUACAUCUCACUCUUCUGAAUCAUCAAAUCCAGAUGAUAACGAUGAAGGCAAUGAAGGAAAUGGGCCGAUUAAGAUCUUCGGGGGUGAUUUUUUCGGAAAUGACUACAUGGCAGAUGAUUUCCCGGGCUUAGAUGAUGAUGAUGAGGAAGACCUUGCUGGAGAUGUCAAUAGGGAAGAUGAAGAUGAAGAUGUCUGUGAUGAUACUUUGAUGGAUCUUGAAUGA
Messenger RNA from Lentinula edodes (shiitake mushroom), 459 nucleotides. RefSeq lists its product as uncharacterized. The transcript has a single exon. NCBI's taxonomy places the organism in Eukaryota, Fungi, Basidiomycota, Agaricomycetes, Agaricales, Omphalotaceae. The record is from RefSeq and is a predicted model, not a curated record. The coding region runs from base 1 to 459 and encodes 152 amino acids.